Messenger RNA from Parathielavia appendiculata, 1419 nucleotides. RefSeq lists its product as uncharacterized. NCBI's taxonomy places the organism in Eukaryota, Fungi, Ascomycota, Sordariomycetes, Sordariales, Chaetomiaceae. The record is from RefSeq and is a predicted model, not a curated record. The coding region runs from base 1 to 1419 and encodes 472 amino acids. The transcript has a single exon.
AUGGAGACCACUUCUGUUUCGACGCCCUCCCUGUUGGCCGUUGCUCGCAAGCGCUUCGGCUGUGAGACUCUGGCUGGCGGGCCUUUCAAGCCCAUCAGCCAGGGCUUUGUUCGCUUCUUUGAGGCGCUCCUUUUCGGUCUCUCAAUCGCCAAUGCCGACGCGAUCGAGACCACUGCUCACUUCCAAAUCUUUGUCGAGCAAGCUGCCGAAGAUGCCGCCCUUUUGACCAUCGCCCAUCCGGCUAAAGGCACCACCCCGGCCGAUAUAAUCGAUAUAAUCGCCCACAGGGCCGAUGAAGUCGUGUCUUCCAACCAAGACACUGCCGCCGUCAUUGUGGAAGCUGUCGCGCCCGUCACCUCCGUCGAUGUCGAGCGUGACGCCGAGCCUGAGCCGGCGCUCACAGUCGAGGAAGGCCUUGUCUCCGAGGUGAAUUGCGCCACUGCGGUAGAGCCUCUUCCACAUGCCCAGGACGACAUGGUGCGCUCCGAAGUCGCGUGCACCGACGACGUCCCCGAGGUCGUCGUCAUCACAGAUGACAUCACCCACUCCCACUCUACGAUUGUCUCAGGCACGGAGGACGAGUCGACCAAUCACGAAUUUGCAAUCCAAGAACCAUCUUCCGACUAUGGCGGCCUUGUCCCGGACUUUGAGAACGCCCCGGAAACUGGCAAUCUGAACAAGCCGGCCGUCGUGAUCACGGCCGUUCCUUCUUACCCUCUCUUCUUCGAGGAUGACUUCGAUGCUGCCGUCUCCAGCAUCUUCGAUACCUCUUUCGAGCGCCUCAUGGACGUUGACAUCACCUGGUCUGUCCCUCAGACUUUCGAGAACCGCAGGUCCGAGCGCGAUGCAAUGCGCGAGAGGCUGGCCAAUCCGACUACAUCUCAGUUCAAUCGGCAAUACCUCAUUCUCGAGAGGGCUGCUCGGACGCUUACUAUCGAGGGCACGGCGCCACUCCGUUUCACUACCAAAGCACCGGUGCCUGCAGUUGACGUCUCGACCUCCGUACCUCCGGUAACUCCUGUGACUCCUGCCUCUCCUGCGGAAUCUGAGGCCGUGAUGCUGCCCAAGGAAGUCGAGAUGGCCCUGACCGCUGACGAGACUCGGAAUGCUUCGGAAGAUUUCGCCAGCAAUAAGGCGGCCGCGGUUGAGAUAGCCGAGGAUGUUGCAACCAGUCGCAGCCAUUCAAGGAGCACGUCUUUGAGCAGCAACAACUCCAAGAUCACCACAGAAGCUGCUUCAGAAGCCGCACCCUGCCCUGGUACUCCAGUGACAGAUUACUCGACGACAUCCGUCAAUGGAGAACCCACGAAGGCCAUCCCUGCCGAUCCCAAUGCUCAGCACACAACCACCGCGGAUGCCCACACUUUCACCGCUAUGGAGACCCAAGAACACGAGGACGGCGAUGAGACCACGGAAUAG